Molecule: messenger RNA, 2009 nt
Organism: Photinus pyralis (common eastern firefly)
Lineage: Eukaryota; Metazoa; Arthropoda; Insecta; Coleoptera; Lampyridae
Product: choline transporter-like protein 1
Exons: 12
Coding region: 191-1912 (573 amino acids)
Biological process (GO): transmembrane transport
Cellular component (GO): membrane
Molecular function (GO): transmembrane transporter activity
Source: RefSeq, a predicted model, not a curated record
GCAUGCAGACGGGACAACGAACUAAAUGUAGCCGAUAAUGUAAUGCAUUCAUUCCCCAUGUGCUUCGCAAGCAAAUGUAUCUUUUUCUGUGAUUAUUAUUAGUCAUCCACUCAGUAAUGAUCUCGAAUUUCCUUUGUGCGUGGAUGCUGAAAUAACUUUUUGUUAGCGAGUGAAAGUUUGUGCUUGAAUAAUGGAAUCCAUAAGGACGAUUAAUGCCGCCGUCAAUUUGAUCAGGGGCCAUCGACAAUAUGAACAACACGUGAACGAAGACGAAGAGAAUUCGUCCGACAAUGUGGUUACAGGAAACAGGGAGAGGACCGACGUUCCUUUUAUUAUUGUACAGGCCGUUUCUUUGGCCGCUUUGGCAGCCUUCAUCGGUUACUGCAUGGUUACCGGCGAUAUCGAAAGAAUUACAGUUGGUCAUGAUAAUUGCGGGAACGUGUGCGGAAAGGUGAACAGCUUCAACGUGGAGAACGCCGAGAUAUGUAAGGCUGAAGACAUGACAGAUAAACCGUUGUUUCUCGUAUCUUCCCAUGCUUGCGUUGAAACCUGCCCCUCUGGAUAUGAGCGUUUCGGAAGGCGAUGCUUAUCGUCAGAACACCGAGUAACUCACGAUUCAAUAUUUGAUAGUAUAGGUCGAGAUUUUCAGAUUUGCACUCCUGAUAUUGUUGGUUUGACAUUUUUGGCACUGACAUUCUCGUUCGUUAUCUUUCUUAUAUUGAGAUAUUUGACUGCUGCAUUUGUAUGGACUGUAUUAUUUGGUGUUCUGUUUGCGUGUGCUGCUCUUACUGGAUUCUUUUGGUACCUAACGGAAACGACCGAAGGAUUGACUCCGUUGGCGAUAAUAAGCAGUAUAUUCACCAUAAUAUUAAUCCUGGUGGUGUUAGUGCUACGACGCCGGAUCGAGUUGGUCAUUCAGCUUUUAAAGGAGGCAGGAAAGUCGAUAACCGCCGUUCCGAUGCUUCUACUGCAACCACUCUUGACGUGUGUCGCGUUGGGAGUGGCGGCCAUCGCUUGGGUGUACUUCACGCUUUGGAUCGAAAGCACAGGUAGCGUUCGAGAAAUCUAUUCUGGUCAAAUUGUUUUUUACAAAAACGGACUAUACCAUUUCAUUCGAUGGUACAACUUGUUCAUAAUGCUCUGGAUGAUUCAGUUUAUAUACGGAUGCCAGAAUAUGAUCAUAGCUGGUACUGUCUCAAGAUGGUACUUUACUCGAAACAAAGCGGCUCUUGGUAACCCUAUGCUGACUAGUGUGUCUACUAUGUUGCGCUAUCACUUGGGAACCAUAUCGUUCGGGUCACUUUUGGUCGCACUCGUUCAAAUUUUACGAGUUGCCCUACGUUCUUGUCGCAGAUUUCAGAGGUACCUGCUGUUUUUGUGCUGCUUGUGUUGCGUUACAUCACGCAUCGACGAGUGCAUGAACUAUAUAGAAAGCUUUUUGAAGUAUUUGACGAGGAACGCCUACAUUGUGACAUCGAUACAUGGAACUGAGUUCAUUAAAUCGGGAACCAAAGCGUUCAAGCUAAUUCUGGAGAACGUCCUGCAAAUCGCCGUAAUUAACUCCGUGGGAGAUUUUGUUUUGGUACUCUCAAAAGUGUUGAUAGUUGUCGCUACCCUACUAGUAGGUGUUGCUUUGACGCAGAACAAUGUGCACAUAAACAAUCGGUGGGCCAUUCUGUUAUUGGUAGGUGCCGUUGCUUACUUAAUAGCGCACUGUUUCAUUACGAUUUAUGAGAUGGCGGUCGACACAAUCUUCAUCUGUUUCUGCGAAGAUUGCGAAAUGAACGACGGCAUGACGCGCCCUUACUACAUGUCGCACUCUCUGAUGGAGUUCGUCGAAAAGUCUAGGACUGUGCUGAACAUAAAAUCGCAGGAAAAUGUGAUCGACAAUCCUGCAGUUGUAGCUAUAUAGUUUUACUUUUUUAUAUGCGUUAAAAAUGUUGCAAAUGUUGAUGCAGCACGAAUUAGUGUUUGUUUGUACUUUCAAUCAAAUUGUGAUACGCAUUGAA